Equus quagga is the source of this 2441-nucleotide messenger RNA. RefSeq names its product zinc finger protein 251-like. The record is from RefSeq and is a predicted model, not a curated record. Gene Ontology annotation, biological process: negative regulation of transcription by RNA polymerase II. The transcript is spliced from 4 exons. The coding region runs from base 340 to 1368 and encodes 342 amino acids. Lineage: Eukaryota; Metazoa; Chordata; Mammalia; Perissodactyla; Equidae. Gene Ontology annotation, molecular function: DNA-binding transcription repressor activity, RNA polymerase II-specific.
GGUCGUCCGGGCUCGGGGGCGCGCUCGGUCCGCGGGGACGCGGCUCCCCGACAGCAGCGGGUUCUCCUGUAGCUCCCGCUGGACCCGGGAGCCCGGCGCUGCGGCUGCGCCCCAGGUAGGCGGGGCCAGGCAGUGGCUUCUCUAGCUCCCCGGCUGGACGGUGCGUUGAGCCGCGCACCCGGGGCUCACGUUCGCGCAGAGCGUCAGGCCCGCGGGAGCCCCAUCGCUGGAAGGGCCCGGGCUGGGUCUGGAGCCCCCGGGCCGGCCGCCCCCACCCUGCCCACUCGCCGCUCCGCAGCCCGCCGCCGCUGCCCUCGCCCGGGGGGACCGGGAGCCGGCAUGGCGCGCAGCCUCCCGGCCGCCUGGCCCCAGGGCCUGCUGACCUUCUGGGACGUGGCUGUGCACUUCACUCAGGAAGAAGGGGCACGUCUGGAUCCCGAGCAGAAGGCCCUGUACAGGGACGUGAUGCUGGAAACUUACAGGAACCUGGCCUCGCUGGGAGUUCCAGGAUCCAAACCAGAUCUGAUCUCCCGGCUGGAGCAAGGAAAGGAGCCCUGGGGCUUGGACCUGCUGGGGGCCAACGAAGGAGAGAUCCUGGAAGACCCCAGCAUGGAUUCCAGCCAGGGGUCUCCAUGUAAGCAAGUGACUGCAAGAGUGAGCAUGUCUCAAGCUGCGCAGCCUCCAGGAGAAGCAUCUGGAAGCUUCUCAGGGGUGGCGCCUCCAACACCGGUCUGCAGAGAAGCCCUUGGACACGAGGGCCGGUUAGGGAGCCUUGAGAACUUCGUUCUCCAGGAGAGACAGUUACACAGGACACACUGGACAAUCUCCAAAGGAGAAGGUGCCCAGAAAUGCAGUAGAUGGGGACCCAAGAUUUUCCUUAGUCCACCCCUUGGGACCCACGAGAGAAGCACUAAAGGGGAGAGAGCGCACACGUGCGAAACGUGCGACAAGAGCUUCAGGUACCUCUCGCGCCUGGUGAGGCACCGGGCCACCCACAGCGGCGAGAAGCCGCACGCGUGCGCGGAGUGCGGGCGCGCCUUCAGCCAGCGCUCCCACCUGGCGCAGCACCGCAGCGCGCACGCGGGCGAGAAGCCGCACGCAUGCGGGGAGUGCGGCCGCGCCUUCACGCGCCUCUCCACGCUGCACCGCCACCAGCGGGUCCACAGCGGCGAGAAGCCCUUCGGGUGCGAGCGGUGCGGGAAGACCUUCAAUUACAGCACCCUCCUCGCCCAGCACCGGCGGAUCCACACCCGAGAGAGGCCGUUCCAGUGCGCGAGAUGCGGCAAGAGUUUCAUCUGGAAGUCAAGCUUUAGAAACCAUCAGAAAUCCCACCUGUGCAGCGGUGCCGCUUGGACCUCUGCGAGUUAAGCUUUGGAAGCUGCCGCUGGAGGGGAGAAGGCUUGCGACUCGCUCCAGGCCUCCAUAGAAAUGAAGGGCUCUUCCUCCGUGGAGGGACCCCAGAAGGAUGUCCCCGGGCAAGUGGAAGCAACGCCACAGCGCGCCCAGCGUCGGGGACCGGAUUGUUGCUCCACCCACGAUCAACGUGUGCAUUUCAGGUCCCUCCCGUAACAGGAGGGCCGCCCAGGCUCCCUGCUCCUCGCCGGCGCCGCCCUGAAGUCUGCUCCGUUCGGCCUCGCUGUAGCAGCAAACUGGACAAAUGGAUGCUUUGAAGGUUACUAUUUUGAAGUGCAUCCGGAUUUUAUUUUUUAAAUGCAGGUCUUUGUUGCAACAUAGAUGGGUUCUAAACGCCUUUGGAACCCAGACAGGCUGCAGAGCGUCUGGAUAAUCUUUCAUCACACAACACACCUGAGCACCUGGCGAAGGGAGUCCGAAGGUCAGGAAGUUCUAGCCAUCAUUUGGUUCUGGCUUUUUAUUCUCGGAUGCUGAUUUGUUGCAGCAGAUGUGGUGGUUCCUUCCUCGGCCAGCUCAGCCCCUAGCGCUGUCAGGCACUGAAGGCUUUGCUCACUCAGCCUCACUUUCCUGUGCGCUGACUUUCUCCUUAAGUCAGGCAGUAUGAAACGUGGAGUGUGCAUUUCGUUUUUGUGCUUUUUUCAGCCAGUUCCAGAGAGAAUGAGUUUGCAUAGUACAAAAGUUUUCUAUACAAUGAUGACGUUAAAGACUAUUAAAACACAUGGUAGAAAUAUGAGACGAGGUUAUAAAAUAGACCAGUGGUCGUGAAACACACGGAGUGAUAUGAAAGUGAGCUGGCAAACGCUGCCCAAGCAUCGAGGAGCAGGGCAAGGCUCUUCCUUUGUGUCCGUGCUCACCAAUUAAACCUGGCAUUCCUGGAAGGAUCAUGCUUGCACCUAAAGGCUGAGCGUCACCACGUAUAGUGAAACUCGAAGUGUGUUCAGCCAUUUUCUCAUGGACAGUUUAAAUAAAGAAGCACUACAAGAUCAUUCUAGGAAAUAUACAAAUAUACAAUAAAGUAUAUGACGUGU